AUGACCAUGCGCGCGAUGCCUCUGCGUGUGAGUGGUACGAUUGCUCGCUUAUCUUUGCCGUUGGGUUUGUUGUUAGUAACACUUUCCACUUUCAUCACCACAGUUCGCGCAGACGAUGAUGCGAUUUCCGUCCAAGUGCCGCCCAAGAAAGAAUUGUGUUUCUUUGAGGAUAUUAAUAAAGCUGGGGUAAAGGUGUUCUUGCAUUACUUGGUGACCUCAGGAGGAUCUCAAGAUAUUGAGGCGACCAUCAAAAAUCCCGACAACUCGAUGAUUUGGUCAUCAGGCCGUGAUACUGAGGGUCGUGUGUUAUUCAAAUCGAGGGGUUCCGGCCGCCACCGCUUUUGUUUCUCGAAUAAGAUGAGUACCAUCAGCGCGAAGGUGGUUGCAUUUUCCAUUACAGUGGGGGAUGAGGGGUUGGAGGGUGAGGAUGGUAAAAAGGAUAAGAAAAGCGAUUUGGGAAUGGAUCCCAUUGAAUUGGCUGUGAGGAAUAUUCAACAUGGGUUACGAGAGGUACUUGAGGUUCAGCAGUACAUCAGAGGCCGCGAACACAAACAUCGCGCCGUUACCGAGGUGGCAAACACUCGUGUAUUCGUUUGGGCCAUGGCGGAAAUUCUCAUCAUCAUAGCAAUGAGUUUAGGUAAUGUGUGGUACCUGCGGCGUAUUUUCAACAAAAGAAGAGUUGUAUAG
Messenger RNA from Trypanosoma brucei brucei TREU927, 687 nucleotides. RefSeq names its product cytosolic coat protein, putative. Gene Ontology annotation, biological process: Golgi organization; endoplasmic reticulum to Golgi vesicle-mediated transport; intracellular protein transport. The transcript has a single exon. The record is from RefSeq and is a predicted model, not a curated record. NCBI's taxonomy places the organism in Eukaryota, Euglenozoa, Kinetoplastea, Trypanosomatida, Trypanosomatidae. Bases 1 to 687 code for a protein of 228 amino acids. Gene Ontology annotation, cellular component: endoplasmic reticulum-Golgi intermediate compartment; endoplasmic reticulum; COPII-coated ER to Golgi transport vesicle.